Molecule: messenger RNA, 2271 nt
Organism: Eimeria tenella
Lineage: Eukaryota; Apicomplexa; Conoidasida; Eucoccidiorida; Eimeriidae
Product: cation-transporting ATPase, putative
Exons: 2
Biological process (GO): intracellular calcium ion homeostasis
Cellular component (GO): endoplasmic reticulum membrane
Molecular function (GO): nucleotide binding; P-type ion transporter activity
Source: RefSeq, a predicted model, not a curated record
CGGACGACUUCUGUGGCAGAAUAUAGAACGACUGAUGACGUGUGGCGUGGGCCGUUGCACCAGCAGCAGCAGCAGCAGCAGCAGCAAGGGCAGCAAGAGCUGCGCGAGCUGCUGCAGCAGAAGCCCAAAGGGUUCAUUGUUGCUGUUAAAGGGGCCCCAGAACGGAUAAAACAGUUUUUGGGGAAAGUGCCGCCUUUUUAUGACUCUGUUGCAGAUGAGCUGACUGGAAGGGGGCUGCGCGUGUUGGCUGUGGCAGCUCGCAUGUGCACGACGAACCCUCAGUCCUCUCCUCGUGAGGCCCUGGAGCGAGAUUUGCUGUUUUGUGGGUUUCUGGCUUUUGCUGCUGCAAUUAAGCCAGGAGUGCAGCAGCAACUGCAGCUGCUGCGCUGCUCGGGGCAGCAGGUGGUUAUGCUCACUGGAGACCACGCGCUGACAGCUGCUGCUGUUGCGGCUGAUGUUGGCAUCAUACACCACCCCAGCACCUGCGGGGUCCCAAGCUGCUGCGGCUGCAGCAGCAACAACAGCAGCAGCAGCAGCAAGGAGGCUACGGGCAAGCUGCUCCCUUUGUUUCUCAGCCUCUCAGAGGCCGAAGAGACCAUCGAAACGUCCCACGGCAGCUCGCAGCAAAUGCAGCCCAGGGCUCGAAGAGCAGCAGCAGCAGAAGAGGCGGCAGCAAACGACUCCUUCUGCAGCUCAGGCAGCAGCAGCAGCAGCAGCAGCGUGUUGGAACGCAGGGUUAACCGCGUGCUGCAGUGGGUCUCCUCAGACAGCAACGUGCGGCUGCCGUUUGCUGCAGCCUUAACUGCCGAGCCUUCCCGGCACUAUUCAUUUUGCGUGUGUGGCACUGUACUGCAGCAGCUGCGGCAGCUGCAACAGCGGCAGCAGCAGUUGCGGCGGCCGGCAGUGCUGGAAACGGCGGAGGAGCAGGAAGCACGUUUGGGCUGCCGCGAAGAGCUGACGCUGCAACAGCAGCAGCAGCAGCAGGAGCAGCAGGAGCAGGAUGCGUCGCAGCAGGAGCUGCUGCGGCAGCUAGUGCGAUACGUGCGCGUUUUCGCUCGUCUUUCUCCCCGAGAGAAACAGCAGGUCGUGCAUGCAUUUGCUGCUGAGGGAUUUCCUGUGCUCAUGUGUGGCGACGGGGCCAACGACAUUGGGGCAUUGAAAACAGCAGCAGUGGGGGUGUCGGUUCUCUCCAGCGCGCCUUGUGCUGCGGUCUCGGCAGCAGCAGCAGCUGCUGCUGCUGCAGGCCCUGGCGCUGACGCUGCCGGGGCUGGGCGGGCAGGCGCAGCAGGUUUUGCUGCGACUCAGCGGCAGCAGCAGCAGCUGUCGCCGCAGCAGCAGCGGCAGCAGCUGCUGGAGCGCACGCUGGAGGGCCUGGCCGGGGAAAGCACGCUGGUGCCCCUGGGCUCCGCCUCCGUUGCUGCUGCUUUCACCUGCCGGGACAGCGGCAUUGGCGUAGUGUCGCGCGUGGUGUCUGAGGGCCGCUGCUGCCUCUCUUCUUUGCUGCUGAUGCACCGCCUCAUUGCUCUAAACUGCACUGUCACUGCAUUUUCUUUGUCUGUUUUGUCUACUGACGGAGUUCGCUACAGCGACCUGCAGGCAGCCAUAGAAAGCUGCCUUUCCACGACGCUCACGCUGUGUCUCAGCGCUUCCCCAGAAGAAAACGCGCAGCAGCAGCAGCAGCAGCAGCAGAUAAAGGGAUUCAUGGGGAAUAAACCCCCGCCAACUUCAGUCUUUUCAUUUUGGGGCAUUUUGUCCCUUGUGGGGCAAGGUGCCCUCCACGUGUGGUGCCUCGCUAGGGCGUGGGUCUUGGCUCGGGCGCUGCGAGACAGCAGCAGCAGCAGCAGCGGCGGCACUAGCAGCAGCAGCAGCAGCAGCGAGGAUGAGAACCUGUUUAAGCCCGAUGAAGUCAACACUGCAGUUUUCUACUUAUCUCUGUGCAUGCACCUCUCAACUUUCCUAGCGAAUUACGAGGGGGCCCCCUGGUCGCAGCCGCUGCGCCAGAACCGGCGCUUGUGGCGCAUGCUUCUGGGGGGAUUCUUGGUGCUGCUGCUGCUGCUGCUGCAGCUGCUGCCCUUCCUCAACCAAGCGCUAGAGCUUGUUCUCUUCACUGACACGCGCCUGCAGCUGCAGCUGCAGCUGCUCAUUCUCCUCGAUAUAUUUGGACCCUGGGCAAUCGCUGCUGCUUGCAGAAAGGCAGCAGCAUUUAGAGAGGGGCCUCUCAAGCCCCUACCGCUUCAGCAGGCGGCUCAGCUGCAGCAGCAACAGCAGUAG